AUGUCCACUGGAAGCGGGCUUGGAAUACAGCAGGUAGAGAUGCCAUACAUGCCGGAGUACGCAUCGUUGGAUUCGCGUUUACGGUCCUUUCGAAAUUGGACUUACGGACACGUUCAAGAUUCGAAACGAUUAGCGGAGGCCGGUUUUUACUAUGCGGGCGUUGAGGACGAGGUGCGCUGUUUUCACUGUGAUGGGGGGCUCCGCGAUUGGCUAGUGACUGAUGAUCCGUGGCACGAGCACGCUCGUUGCUUUGCGGGAUGCAGCUUUCUGCAGCUAGUGCUGGGAGAAACUUACAUCAGCCAGGUGCUGCUGAAUGGAGCUGCCAUCAUAGCAGAUGAGGACGCGGCGAGCACCAGUGCACAACAACGAGCUAACAUUGGUAAUGCAAGCAGUUCUAUGCUGUUGGGAGGAACAUAUUCUCAGCCGCUACAGCAGCAGCACAGCAAUGAGUUAACACAUCAAUUAAAGGAAGAGAACAAUCGGUUGAAAGAGGAACGUGAAUGUAAAAUAUGUUUGACACGCGAAGUUGGUGUUGUGUUUUGUCCCUGUGGCCAUUUGGUAUCAUGUGUGCAGUGUGCUCCGGCUAUCUACAACUGCCCGGUGUGUCGUGCCUUAAUUACGGGCCGUAUCCGUACAUAUCUUUCGUAGAGAUCACUGAAGAUA
This is a messenger RNA of Anopheles maculipalpis, 663 nucleotides long. RefSeq names its product death-associated inhibitor of apoptosis 2-like. NCBI's taxonomy places the organism in Eukaryota, Metazoa, Arthropoda, Insecta, Diptera, Culicidae. The record is from RefSeq and is a predicted model, not a curated record. Gene Ontology annotation, molecular function: cysteine-type endopeptidase inhibitor activity involved in apoptotic process; ubiquitin protein ligase activity. Gene Ontology annotation, cellular component: nucleus; cytoplasm. The transcript is spliced from 2 exons. Gene Ontology annotation, biological process: negative regulation of apoptotic process; regulation of cell cycle; positive regulation of protein ubiquitination. Bases 1 to 648 code for a protein of 215 amino acids.